Molecule: messenger RNA, 550 nt
Organism: Leptomonas pyrrhocoris
Lineage: Eukaryota; Euglenozoa; Kinetoplastea; Trypanosomatida; Trypanosomatidae
Exons: 1
Coding region: 134-550 (138 amino acids)
Source: RefSeq, a predicted model, not a curated record
AGAAGGAAAGGGCUUUUUGUUCUUCUCUUCCUGAGUCUCUUCUACUCGGUCGUCGAGCUAACUGCGUAACGUGUACGCGCAUAUACAUAUAUUUAUUUAUUUUCCAUUAAAGACCCGCUCCUUCGUGUGCGCGAUGCCCUACCACGCCACGGGUGAGAGCCGGGACUCGUACAUCACCGGGGUGCGUCCCGGCUGCCGCUACGGCGCAGCGCACGACGUCGAGAAGCGCCGCGACAACUUGCCGGACAACGUCUUCAGUUACAUUAAAGAGGGCGCGCAGUGGGAACAGCGGCAGCAGCGGAUUGAUGAGGAGGCCCGGGCACGCACGCGGCUAGAGAUGUUUGCGCGCCCGCCGAAGGCGCGUGGCGGAGCAGCAGCAGGCAGUUCGAGCGGUUCCCCGCAGGCCACCGCUUCCUCACAGGUGCGACGGUUGGAGCAGGAGUCGGCGAAUCGCGAGCGCCAUGCCGCGUUGACGGAGCUGUACGCUCGGGAGCGGCAGGAGUGGGAGGAGAAGCUCGGCAACCGCGGACUGGCGAUACAGCGCGCUUAG